Molecule: messenger RNA, 2433 nt
Organism: Micropterus salmoides (largemouth bass)
Lineage: Eukaryota; Metazoa; Chordata; Actinopteri; Centrarchiformes; Centrarchidae
Product: serine/arginine-rich splicing factor 6-like
Exons: 6
Coding region: 78-1196 (372 amino acids)
Biological process (GO): mRNA splice site recognition; alternative mRNA splicing, via spliceosome
Cellular component (GO): ribonucleoprotein complex; nucleus; cytoplasm
Molecular function (GO): mRNA binding
Source: RefSeq, a predicted model, not a curated record
CCUGAUUCUAGUGGUAGCGUCCAACUUGGAACCACCCGUCGAGAAGAACAGUCGAGAACAACGUCAGGCCAAGAACUAUGCCUCGUGUUUAUAUUGGACGAUUGAGUUAUCAUGUCCGCGAAAAAGACAUUCAGCGAUUUUUCAGCGGAUAUGGGAAACUCAUGGAAAUCGAUUUGAAAAACGGCUAUGGAUUCGUGGAGUUCGAGGAUAACCGGGACGCGGACGAUGCUGUGUACGAGCUGAACGGGAAGGAGCUGUGCGGGGAGCGGGUGAUCGUCGAACAUGCCCGGGGGCCGCGGCGCGACCGAGAUGGCUACGGUGGGGGUUACUGGGGUGGUGGGCGCAGUAGCGGUUACAGCAGCCGGAGCCGCUCUGGCAGGGAUAAGUAUGGACCUCCAGUCCGUACUGAGUACCGCCUCAUCGUGGAGAACUUGUCCAGCCGCUGCAGUUGGCAGGACCUAAAGGACUUCAUGCGGCAGGCAGGAGAGGUGACUUAUGCGGAUGCCCACAAGGAACGCACAAAUGAGGGAGUGAUCGAGUUUCGGAGCCACUCGGACAUGAAGAGGGCUCUGGACAAGCUGGACGGCACGGAUAUCAACGGACGGAAGAUUCGUCUAGUGGAGGACCGGCCUCGCAAACGGAGGUCUUACUCUGGCAGCCGCUCCAGAUCUCGCAGUCGCCGCCGCUCCCGCAGCAGGAGUCGCAGAAGCCACAGAAGCAGGAGCUCCAGGAGUCGCUCCAGAUCACGCUCCAGGUCUCGUUCCCGUAGCAACAAGAGACGCCAUCAUUCCCGCUCCAGAUCUGGAAGGAAGUCUCGUUCCAAGUCGGGAGAAAGCAAGUCACGUUCUCGCAACCGCAGGUCCCGUUCACGCUCCCGCAAAUCCAAAUCUCGUUCACGCUCCCGCAAAUCACCAUCCCGUUCGGGCGACCGGAAAUCCAAGUCCCGUUCAAAGAGUCGUUCAAAGGUAAAGUCAGAGCGGGAUUCUCGCAGUAGAUCCAAGGAGAUGUCUGGUGAAAAGAAGUCCCGCAGUCGUUCAGCUUCGCCAGUGGAGAACGGGAAGGAGGAGCGUGUCGCCAAAUCUGCCUCACGCUCACCAUCCCCACAGGAAGAUGGCAGCCGAUCCAAGUCAAGGGAGAAACGUUCAGCCUCCCGUUCAAGGUCCCGCUCACGGUCUAGAUCAGCGUCUCAGGAUUAGUGGAAUUAGAAAAAGGAUGUGUUUACUCAUUGAGCUUGAUACCUAUGCUGUACAUAAUGAGCAGUGUCAACAUGCUGUCUUAUGCUUCCUGACUUGUCUACUUUUCUCCUUCAAGUGUGCACUUGUCUUAAACAUGUAUUAUUUUUUUUUAGAUGCCGUACUAUUAGAGGGUGCGUCACAGUGACUGGGGUACUUUCUGGAAUCAUUUUGCCUCCCAAAAAUCUGUCAUUCAUUUUCUCCCAAAUUAUUUUCAAAUGGACAAAAUCUUAGCAUCGGCCACCCUGUCCCAAAAAUGUCAAACUAGUUAAACUGUAGGUUUGUCACAUCAGUCUGUUUCAAGUAAAAGCUGUUUAUAGCUUAGUGAAUAUUAAGUUGUCUUUUUGUUACUUCGAUCAUGCAGCAUCUCAGCUUGCAACAGAUCUUUUGUAGAUUAAGUGUCCCCAGUCCACUAAUGUCUGGAGCAUCAUCAGGUGUUGUUUGUUAUAACCGUUUGGACUCAAACUCAUUCAAACUGCACGGAUGUGGGUGAAAAGUAGCAUUUGGAAACGGCAUUGAAGCGGUUUUCCUGUUUGAACUGCAGUCUCAAGAAUUGCUUAAGGAAUCGGCCUAUUUUGGUGUUGUCUUGGCAGCACUCUAAAAUGCACAACUGGGAUGCAAGAACCUGAACUGCAUAUUUACAAGAAAUUGAGGGGUUUGUAUUUCAUGAUUAACAACUAACUUUUUAACUUGUAUAUAGACCAUGUGAUCAUCUAAAAUGGAUUUAUUCCUCUGGGUUGCUACCAAUGUUGGUGUUUUGUAACCUUGAGCAGGUAAUCUGUGGAAGGCUCUUUGUUACUUUAUGGAUUUCAGUUUGGCUAGAGCUCCAAGGGCACAAAAGCAGUGUCACGUUCUCUCAUUUCCUGCUUUGUUCUGAUUGCAGCCCUCAGAAGUCAUUUUCAAUUUGUAUUUCUUUCUUUCUUUUUUUUUUCCCCUUUACAAAUUUAAUCCAGGGGUUACGGUUUGCUUAUUGUGUGCAGCUAAUACUGGAGAUUUGUAUUUGAAGGGUAAAUCUAUUCCAAUCUUUUGAGGGAUUGCUUGUGGUUUAACACAACCGUCAGACUUACUGAAGGCACCCCCUCUUCAUUUUUUGGAACAUGUUAUUUCCCCCAUAUGAAUGACAUCUAACAGAAGUCUCUUUGGGUUUUUUUGUUUUUUUUUUUAAAUUGUAUGUUCAAUUAAAGAUCUUAAUGAAAGAGAA